GCCAUUGUCAACCAGCAAAAUCUGAUAUCAACUUUGCAGUUCCAAAUGUCGCUACCCUUAGAACGUUUACGCCGUACGAGUCAGAGGGAAUAAAGCAUGGUAAACGGAGACCCGGUAUAUACAAAGAUGUUAUGACAGCUUUAGCGCCAACAUUUCAAGACAAAGCUUUAUGUAUGACAUUUGAUGGCAAAAAAUUAAAGCAAGGUUUGACUGCAGAUUCCGGUGAUAUAGAUCUGCUCGGAUUUGAAGACGGGAAGUCUUUGUUAGAAAAGCAAGCUGAUUUGGAAUUAGAAAUUGAUCGUUAUAAUAUAGUGCUGCGUCUAUUUUCCAAGUACGAUUUGAAUGACAAUGUGAAUAAUUUAACCGAUGAAGAGAAAGAACAAGUCAUAAAUGAUCUGAAAUUAACUCACAAAAAAGUGUCAAUGAAUUUGAAAGAAGCUCGCGAAAUUAAAGAGAAAAAAGAAUAUGCCAGAAAAAAGUUUGAGGAGAGAGGUGGUAAAGAUUGGAGAAAUGGAAAAUUCGUCUUCGUUAUCAGUGCUAUUGACGCAUUUGUAUAUGAAUUAAACCAGUAUAUUGACAAUUCAUUUAACAUUAUCAGUGAUAUAUGCAACUGCUUAGCCUAUAUUCAGAACUCUUUAGGCACGUACGUUAGUGGACAUUCUGUAGACGUUACUAGCCACUCGCGCUAUAUUCCAGUAGAAAAAAAUGAGUCUCCGGGAACAAGACAGAUUAAACAACGUACUCCGGGUUGGUUUGAAUUACGCAAUAAAGCUAAAGUCACAGGGAGUGUUUUUUAUAACGCAAUCGGCCUUGAUGGACUGAAGAAACAACGUGAACACUUUUUGAAGGUUAUUUGCGGGCAACAGGAAACAGCUCCAUCUGAAGAGGCUUUAAAAAACAUGGAAUACGGUACAAAGAAUGAAAUCAAUGCCACGGCAACGCUAAUAGGGAAGAUAUUACCAGUGUAUGAGCCGCAGUUAGUCUAUCAGGAGGAAGGCUGUAUAACAUUUGAUGAAAACAAUUCUCCAUUUUUGGUUGUUUCCCCGGACGGAAGCUUAAAAGACAAGGUGGCUGGAGAGACGAAAAUGGCAGUUGAGUUCAAGUGCCCAGUAAAGAAAAUACACACAGAGUUCCCUGUCAGGUACUAUUUACAAUGCAUUUCAGAAAUUGAGGCCCUAGAUGUGGAACAACUAUUAUAUGUAUGUUGGAGACCCGAUAUAACGACAGCUUUUAUUGUUUCUAGAGAUACUGAAACAUUUAGAGAAGCUCUUACUUUAGCAAGAGAAUUUCUUAAUGAAAAAUUUUCAAAAAGACCAACUAAACUUGAUACAAGGACUAAGACACUAAAGGAAAAAAUAAAGAAAAUCAUUUUGAAAGUUGAAUUUCUCGGAGAAUUUCAGUCAAUUGCUGCAGGAGGAGGUGAAUGUCUAGAUAAUCGUUAAAUGAAGAGAUAGUCAUUUCAAAUGUAAUCACUUUGUACGACAACCUGAUAAUGCUAAUCAAGGAAUUCUAUGAUUUAAGGCGUCAAAAGGCAACCGAGGCUUUGGUGUUUCUCAUAUGUGAUCUAGACAGAACGUGGACAAAAAAUCAAAUUCUGUGGUCACCAAUAUGUUGGUGUGCAAAAGGCUAUAGCCUUAGUACGAAUACAACCCGUGCAAUUAUGGAAACACUUCUAAAUGAAUGCCAUGUUUCGGGUAUUUAUGUGCCUUCUUGCAAUUUCGAUGGUCAAUGGCAUAAUAUUGUAGUGCGCGACAUUACUGGAAAUCCACUGACGUUAUUCCAAGUACAGAAAGAUGUCUGGAAGAAAGUACAACAAUUAUCUAAGUCCGAAUUAGAGAAGGCCUUGCAGAAUGUGGCAAAUGUUCCACAAUGGUUUUUGGAGCAAAGUGAAUCUCCGAAAUUAAACUGUACAUGGAGAACGAUUAUAGUUUGUACGAACGGAGGAAAAAGGCUUCCAAAAACACCAUCAAAAGGCUGGAAUGAGAAGAAAAUUAAAAAGCCAAAAGAUGCAAAUGAACAAAUGGUAAAUAAUGAAGAAACCUUGGAUAUCGUAUUUGAUGAAGUUUUACAAAACUUGGAGUAUGAUAAACAAACAGUGAAUGUAUUAGCGACCAACAGCGACCGGUCCAUUGUUGAAGAAAUAGCAUCAAUCAAUGUCAAUACAGAGGACUGGGCUGUCAGUUUAGAUCAAAUGUUAAAUAGUGAAGAUGAUAAUGAACAAAAUGACAUAGAAGUUGAAGAGAUGUAUGCACUUGAAGGAAACGAAAUAAAUGCACGGAUAGACAAUAACAUUAUCAGUGACAGGUCGGAAACGUGCUUGGAAAAGAAAAACAUUAAUGCUCUGUAUGAAAUUAAAGAAUAAGAUGCCGCUAGUCUACUGAUUAUGUUAAGAACAGAUACAUGCGCGAACAAAACGGGAAUAUGGGACAAUAAAAAAAAAGAAGACAUACUGGAAUUUUUACGGCCGAACAAAACCUUGAACAAGCCCGAGAUGUCGAAAAAAAGGGUGAUAAUAAGAUAUCUUAAAACAGUUCUAGGAAAAAAAGUAACGGUUAAAGAAUAUGCUAGAAAGAAAAUAAAAAUUGAAGAGAUAUGUACAGUACUGGGAUUGAAAUUGUCAACGAAACAGCUAGGUACACUUACAUUUACAAAGCCAAAAAAUACUGACAAAAAACCCAACCAAAGAUGCCGUGUCAAACCGCUCAAAAUGCUAGCAGCACAUGCUCUGAAAAAAGUUCCAAAAUCAGUUCUUAACAUUGCCUAUGCUGAAUACGUAUGGCCAACAGAAAAGGAUACAUGGUAUGCAGAUUCUGUUAUUAAGAACGAAAUUAAAAUAGAACCGCUAAAUGAACCUUCAUUCUGGGUAUACAGACCUGAAUUCAGUACAACAAGAAAACAGAUAGAAGUUCGGAGCAUCGACUCUACACAUUUACUUACAAGGACAAGAAGAAAAACUUGUAAAGGGGGAUUGAAAACCUUGACAGCACGCCAUGGAUGAAGGUUGCAAAGCAAGGCAAAACACUGUUAACACCAAUAAUGGUAUCUGAAAUAAUUGAUCCAAUGUCAAUGCCCAUGGCUGUCACACAUUUCGGAUCUCCAGUUCAAGCGGCCAUGAUCAAAAAUGGCGAUCAUGAUGCAGCUUCCUUAUGUCGUGUUAUUAAUGAUUGGUGGCGAGCAGAAGAUGAACCUGGCAUGUCAGCAGAAGACCGGAUGCGGCUGAGGUUAAAAUUGAGAGAAAGAUUACUCAGGAAUUAUGAUUUCGGUUCCUUUCCGCCUGCGGGAAUGUAUGUAAAUGGGUGGCCGUCUCAACUUUGGGAGGCACUGAUCUCCAACAUUGACGCUAAAGCGCAAUUAUAUUUCUUGACAGGAACGUACAAUACUAGGGCUUUCAGCAGUAUGAUGGGUGAAACAUUUUUUGCUGAGCUAACGAAUCAGGACAGGGGAAGUCAUGGGACAGUCACAUGUGACGAUUUUGCAAAGUAUAUUGGCAAGACGGUUGAACAAAUGCAAACUAGACUAGACCCGGAAAGACCAUUCACACACAGAACGUCUUCGAAGAAAAUUUAUCCUUUGGUGGAAUAUGAUAACUGUGAGUCUGAAGAAGUCGCGUUUAAGGCAAGGCAAACAACACAAACUGGAACAUGCGUAGACAGUAUCAUUUUGAGAAAUCACAUAUUCGACACGGAAGGAAGGAAAAGAUGUUCAGGAAAAAAAAGAGAGGGCACUGUAUCGCGGCAAAGAAAUGCUGUUCUAAAGGGUGCCUUAGGCGUACGCUGGGAAAAGGCGAGGGUAAACGAAGCCAAACUGUUACCUACCAAGAGGAUGGGAAUAGAGUAAAACAGAAAAAGCAGGGACACAAUAUUAACUUUUCAAAAUAUUUAGACAUUAGCACAAACUGUAGUGUAGCAAGUUACAUCAUAAGAUUGGUCUUUAUGUACUUUCAACUGAAGUAGAGCAUUUUGUUAUAAAGACAUUAUUUACACCGCUAAUAACAUUUUCACAUUGAUAAAUAUGUUGACAAUUCUUAACAAAGUCAUUGGUAUGCUAAUUUUAGUCAGUGAAGUCCUAUGUGAUACUAGUUCAAAAAUUAAAAUAUUUAUGAUACUUUUGCUAUAUACUUU
Molecule: messenger RNA, 4121 nt
Organism: Mercenaria mercenaria
Lineage: Eukaryota; Metazoa; Mollusca; Bivalvia; Venerida; Veneridae
Exons: 3
Coding region: 132-1442 (436 amino acids)
Source: RefSeq, a predicted model, not a curated record